This is a messenger RNA of Protomyces lactucae-debilis, 850 nucleotides long. RefSeq lists its product as uncharacterized. Gene Ontology annotation, molecular function: RNA binding. NCBI's taxonomy places the organism in Eukaryota, Fungi, Ascomycota, Taphrinomycetes, Taphrinales, Protomycetaceae. The transcript has a single exon. The coding region runs from base 22 to 531 and encodes 169 amino acids. The record is from RefSeq and is a predicted model, not a curated record.
CUAGCUUAAGCCUUUGUGUACAUGACGGCGCCGCGUACGCAAACGACGGUGCGGAUAGACAAUGUGCAUCCGUCCAUCACAAAGGAUGUUCUUCAUGCCAUGUUCCUGCCAUUUGGUGAGAUUGUUGAAGUCGAGUACACGGAAGACUUGAGCGACACGAAUACCACGAAUGCUGAAGACGCGCUAGUGCGCGCUCAACGACUAGAACUGGCGCAUGGCAACAAGACAAAUAGCCGUGUUGCGCAUAUCGAAUUUGAAGAAGCUGUCGAUGCUGCUGCUGCGUUGGACAACAUGGAUCAAGCGGAAGUUUAUGGGCAAAUUUUGCGGGUAACGCCAGCGAGUGCCAUGCGGUCAGAUAGUCUUGUGCAGGGACUUGGAAGCGAUGUGCCGAUCUGGCAGCAAGAAGCGUUUCUCCAGCGACAACAGCAGGGCCAGGGAGAGGAUGAUGCUAUGACUGGGUUGGAGAGCGACGCCCGGCGGCAAGGUGAUCUGCCUUCGGCUCCUGUCGGUCCGCUGCCUGCUGGAGAAUGAAACAUUACGCUCUGCAGCGCAAUCACUACUGGACUGUUCAUCCUGAAUGAUUAUUUGCAGCGGUUGGCAAAUUGGCUCGCCCAAAACAUGUCCUCCUCGAAUGAGCUGCUUGAGGCCGCCAGCUUUUUCUGAUCUUGGGCAACAGUACUGAAGGCAUCUUGACUACAUCAUCCGCCUCUGGUCUACUGCAAGGCCUGUGAUACAGGCGUGUCUUUAUGCCGUGUUGAAGGUUGGUGGCAUCUGAAGUCUUCAUCAGGCUUGGUUGCCAGGCGAAGUGACGACCUCGAGCAAAUCUUAUCAUACGCUUCAUAGUCAAGAG